AUGUCAUCCCCGGCUGCACUUCCUACCGGCUCCUCUGCGUCCUCCUCUUCCACGCCCCUAUCUCAAUCUCAGCCAAAACCCAAAUACUCCAGCGCAGCCUUCCUACACCAUCUUCAUAACGACCCCUCCUCCCAUCAUGUCUCUCUCACCGCGCCAUCGGUGAGGCAGCCCAGUCUACCCAGCGAGCGGGGCGCAGACGAACCCGCACCUGAUUCGCGGCUGCUCUCGGAAGACAAUGCGCCAGGGUCUUCCGCGCUGGAUAGGCCGAUGCUGCCCACGCGUCGCUCGUCUGCAGGUACCGCGCGGACCCUCGCCAAAACAGCGUCUACGCCCGGCUUUGUGGACUCGCCUUUAGCCCUGCCGGCUACAACGGUCAUAUCGACGCUUAGGCGGGCGGGGUCGAAACGCGGUCGACCGAUGACUGCUCCAGGCGGAUCCCCGGGCGAGCCAUUCCUCCCCUCUACUUCGCCAAUCGAAGGCAGUCCAGACCAUCGUACCGUCGAUCGCAUGGAGGAUCCACCGUACAUACCCGCGCAGGAUGACUACGAUUAUAUUCUGGACAGCAGACCGGAGGAUGACCUGGGGAGCUCGGACGAAGAGUCGCGCGGAAUGGAUGCCUGCGGGAUCUCUGAUGUCGAUGGGAUGGGACAGGCAUUGGAGAUGAUGAGCAUCUCUGGGAAAAGGAGGCGAAGAAGGGGACCUACGCGGGUGGUGGGCAGGGCGGAUGACUCAUCUGAGCGGAGGCCAGAGGAGACGCUGCCCAAUACGGAUCCGCAUGUCCGCGUCACCCAGGAACCUAGCCGUCUGCAGUCCGACCCGUCUCCCAGCAAACGUCCCCCUCGGAUGUCGCCCCCUGAUCUCGACUGGAGGACAUUCGGCAAGGCGUACGCAUACGGAAAUUUUGACCCAAACAAAACACCGCAAGCUCCGGCAACCGUACUGUCACCUCAACCUCGCAUCCCAACCGCCCGUUCGUCCCCCGGCGAAGGCUACAGACCGUCGUCCGCGUCUGCCCUGCUGCACGACACGGACACCUCUAGCUCCCGAGCGAGUGGCAGUACUGGCCCCUUCAGUCAGGCGUCCGGAAGCUCGGAUUCCAAUACGACCUUUGCCUCGGCGGGAUCAGCCCCGCUCACGCAAUCAAGCACAUCUGUGCCUACCCAGGGCGGUAUGGCCGGGGCGCUGGCGGGAAGAGGUCGUGCCUUUGAGUUGGAGACUUUGGCGAAUCGAAAGGCGGGGACAAGUUCAGGGUUGCGCUCGAACCAACUGGAAUUACCGUCGUACUCGCUUGCCGCGGCGACCGUUCGGAUGGCGUCGUCCCACAUUCCCUACUCUGGGCUGGCGCCGCUAGGCAUACCCAGCCCCGACCGCGAAUUGUUGGACCCCAUGGCCAGCAUGUUCUCUCCAUCAUCAUCUUCGACAUUGCGAGAUAACGCGAGCUCCGACACCGGUGGGAGCCGCUUUACUCUCAGCCGGUCCAUGUCAACAGCUGCGGUACCUCGGGAUAGAGCGGGUCAUCAUCUGCCCACCAUCGCGGCCAGUCCCGCUGGCACGCCUCUGGAACACCCUGCUCAUGGCAAGGGCAAGGGCAUCGAGCUACCUCGUCGCGCUACCUCGCCUCCCCCCUCUUUAUCUCGGAUACUCGGCCCGGGCGGUAUCGUGAAUCAACGGAUUCCGCCAGCUACCGCCCCGGUGGAGAAGGUUAUUGAGGCGGAGAGUGAGGAGGACUACUUUGGUGCAGCGGCAGCACCCAAUUACGAGCGGAACCAAUCCUACCGGUCUCAAUCCUCGUCCAAUCAAACGGUCACGCAGACUGCCACCCCGGCAGUCCGUUCCAGAACGCCCGAAGGACUCUCCUCCCAACCCGUCGCCGACGAACCAAAAGUAUCUCCUCCCCCUGCGUUUGCUCAACCCGGGGAAUUAGGUGCGCUAUACGACAAAUACGGCUGGCUCCCCGCGCCCGUCCCUCCAGAUGAGGCCGCACGUCGUAAGGCGCUCUACCGGUUCAACAUCCUCCACACAUCUCCGGAUGUCAACUUUGACCGGAUCGCACACAUGGCGAAAUUGGUGUUCAGCACCAAGAUUGUCAUUAUUGGACUUACCGAUGCCGAGACGCAAUGGCACAAGACGGAAACGGGGUUGGGUGCGACAGAGGCUUCCCGAUUUUCGAGCUUUUGCAGUCAUACGCUCCUGCUCAAGACCGACGAGCCACUAGUCGUCCUCGAUGCCCAGCAGGAUUGGCGGUUCGCCAACAAUCCAAAUGUCACGAGUGCGCCGCAUCUCAGAUUUUAUGCUGGUGCUCCUCUCCGCACCUCCGACGGUCACAACCUCGGCACGUUAUGCAUUAUCGACGACAAGCCGAGAGCGGAGUUUCCACCGCGGAGCAGACUGAUCUUGAAGGAGUUUGCGGCGGUGUGUAUGCGAGAAAUGGAGCUAUGGCGGGAUAAGCUCCAGCUCCGAGUCCGCGAUCGGAUCCAGACGUCGAUGGAGCGGUUUACUCGGGAAUGUCUCGAAAUGGAUGCCAAAUCAUCCGCGUCGUCUGGCGAAGCUUCCACCAAGAUGGACAAGGUCUACGCCCGCGCUGCCGAGCUUGUCUGCACCACGCUGGACCUCGAUGGCUGCUUCAUCCUCGAUGUCGGCCACUUUGAGCUGGUCGACGUGGAGACGCCCGAGGGCAAAAAGUCGGUGUACAGGGCGGACCCAUACACCGGCGGGGAACAAGAGGACGUUCUAGAGGUGAAUCAGGCGUUCGGACCGACGAGUGCACUCCCAGUACUGGGCGCCUCGCCUGCCGCACUACCUACUCGGUCGCUCACCGCUGAGGAACACCAAAAGAUGUCGGACUUUUUGCUGUACAACAGGGAUGGGCGGAUAUUUGAGAAUGUCGCGCCGAGCUGGAUCAGAUAUAUGUUCCCUUCGGAGUUGCGGUACGGAAUGGUGGUGCCAUGCUUUGGCGUAUAUCAGCAACCUUUCGCCCUCAUCGUCGGCUACACGUGCAACAAGGCGAAGCAAUACCUCGAGGGGUACGAGCUACAGUUCCUCCGGGCCAUCGGCGUCAUCAUCCUCUCCGCUGUCCUUCGCAGGCGUAUGGUACUUGCCGACAAGACCAAAUCCAUCCUCAUUUCCUCAGUCAGCCACGAGCUCCGCACACCCCUCCACGGUAUCCUCGCGGCGGCCGAGCUCCUCAGCGAUACUGAGCUUGACUCCAACCAGUCGGCAUUUCUCAAAACCGUUCAGACGUGCGGGAAUACCCUCAUCGAGACCGUCAACCACGUCUUGGACUUUACCAAAUUGUCUGGCUCGGUCGGGACGUCCAAGGACGCGUCAAUCAAGCUCGCCAAGGUCAAUUUGGCAAACCUGGUGGAGCAGACCGUGGAGGGUGUGUGGAUCGGUCAGCGGGCGCGAUUCAUGGGGGAUUCGGAUGUGGGGUCUUUCUAUGCCCCACCGUCCUCGGCGUUGCAGGAUCGCGCAGCGAGAAUGGCAAAGGACACGACGCACGUCGAGACGGUGGUAGACGUGGGACAUAGGGAUAAAGGAUGGAUGGUCAGGUGCGAGAGAGGCGGUCUGCGGCGGGUUCUUAUGAACCUGGUCGGAAACUCCCUCAAAUUCACCAAGGACGGCUACAUUCAGGUCACUUUGCGAGAGCUGCCCCAUCCGCCAGGUUCCAAAACCAUCCCCGUCGAGAUGGCGGUCAUCGAUACCGGCAAGGGCAUUGGCAAGGAAUUCCUCAAGGACCAGUUGUUCCACCCCUUCUCGCAAGAGAAUCCGCUCCAGACAGGUACCGGUCUUGGUCUUGCCAUUGUCAACAGCAUCAUCCGGUCCGAUAGCGUCAACGGCAAGGUGGACGUAUGGUCGUCGGAGGGGUUGGGGACGGAGAUCCGGAUCUCGUUCGAGGUGGAGGUGUACGACGAGGAGGAGGAUUCGUCCUCGUCAUCUUCGUCGGCUAUCAGCUCGGCGUCGUCGGGAUUCGGGCGAGGACACUCGGUCAGCAUGUCUGGUUUCGACACCAAGCAUCGCGGCCAGGUACUCGCCCUGGAGGUCUUGGCGACCUAUGCGUCUACCUGGUCGUUUGAUCUUCGGGAUGAUGGCGAUAUCAUCAUUAUCAACGAGGAUGAGGAGUUGUUCCGCUCGGCCAGCCAAGCCGGUCGGCCCAUCGUCUUUGUCACCUCGACACAAACGCCGUCACUCAUGCACCUUCGAGACUUCAUCAAGCGGUCAGGCAAUUUCGUCCAGGUCAUCCACAAACCCGUCGCGCCGACACCCUUUCGCGGAGCCUUACAAGCUGCCGUCGCGUGGCUGGACCGGCAGGAGGAUGGAGGGUCUACACCUAUCAGUGAAAUGGACCGGCCGUCUCUUCCGCGCGGCGAGUCAAACGAGAGCGCGUCGACCAUCUCGGACCUGCAUCAUCGGGACUUUUCGCGGCAUAGCUCAAGCGGACCGUCCACAGGCCGACAACCCCUUUACCGACGGCGGUCGGAAGAGCAAGACGUAUCGGCGCAUGUUCCCCCUCGGCCGAGUAUGGCGCCAAGAGGCAUCACGUAUCAUACCGCUCCCGUGCGCCCACCUCCUCCUACGUCUUACCGAUCCGCAUCGAUUUCGGGAGACACGGACUCGGACUCGCCACAGCCUGGAAGUCCGACGUCCUCCACAUCACAUAUAUCGCACAUCUCGACCAUCUCCUUGGCUGGUGGUGGCGUCAUGCUGAAGGCGGCGCAGCUGGCCCCUUCCGCACCGCGACCUGAUGGCAAAGCGAGGGUAUUGGUAGUAGAGGAUAAUGUCAUCAAUAGGCGGGUACUGGGAGCGUUCCUGAAGAAGAAGGGUUGCGAGUAUGCCGAGGCCUUUGACGGUCGAGACGGUGUCGACUUGUUCGACUCGACACCCUACAACCACUGGGACAUCAUAUUGAUGGACAUUUCCAUGCCAAACAUGAAUGGUCAUCAAGCGACCAGGGCGAUUCGUAAGAUCGAGGCCAGCCGGAGAAUGGGCAGACCAGCCGAAACGCCGCUGGUACCAGAGGCUGGGCAGCCUAUCUUAUUACCCUCUCCCAGAGUUGUACAAUCGCGGGCGAAGAUAUUUGCGUUGACGGGGCUGGCGACGGCGGAGGAUAAGCGGGAGGCGUUCGGGAGCGGGGUCGAUGGAUAUCUGGUCAAACCUGUAUCUCUCGCUAGUUUGGAUGUGGUUUUCAAAAGUGCGUGUCUCGAUGUUUGA
Molecule: messenger RNA, 5208 nt
Organism: Dioszegia hungarica
Lineage: Eukaryota; Fungi; Basidiomycota; Tremellomycetes; Tremellales; Bulleribasidiaceae
Product: CnHHK5
Exons: 8
Coding region: 1-5208 (1735 amino acids)
Biological process (GO): phosphorylation; phosphorelay signal transduction system
Molecular function (GO): protein binding; phosphorelay sensor kinase activity
Source: RefSeq, a predicted model, not a curated record